CACUCGUGUGCACGGCCGGGUCCUCUAGAGGGUGCUCACGUUCACACAAAGUUCUACUGACGUGUGCUAACUAUGACAUUGUUGUUGUUAUAGUUUGCACAUCAUCAAAUGCUAUCUAUGACAUUGUUGCCGUUAUAGUUUGCACAUCAUCAAAUGCUAUCUAUGACAUUGUCUUUAUAGUUUGCCCAUCAUCAAAUGCUAACUGAGAUUUUCAUCUUUCUAGUACAAGCAACAUCAUGAACUGGAUAUGCUUGGCUGCAUCUGCUUUGGUCCACUUGAUUCUAUUAGCAGAUUUUUUCGUUCCUGCCAGAGGCGAUAAUUCGUGUAUGAUGUUGCUGGCAGGAUGUAUGGAGGUGUAUGGUAAAGAUGCCGACAAGUCCCAGAACAAGAGCCGCUCCAGGGAAUGCGAAUUGUUCACCAAACUGGCCGCUUGUUUUAACGUGGGUGAUUGCCAGAACAGCUUGGGGGUUGAGAAAACGCUGGCCAAUAUGAAAAAGGAACUGAUUAGCCGAAACAUCGAUUGUGGCUUCACCAAGACAGACAAGCGUGCUAAGAAGACAAAUAAAACAUCAUGUGACGCCAUGUUUACCUCCUGCGUCAAUACCUACAAAUCUGUGAUGUCAUCAAUACAGUCCAAACCUUACCGUAUGCCAAUCUUGGAGAUACGGAAUAUCAUGAUGUGCAACACGGUGACACAGUUCAUAGAAUGUUCAUCAAACAUGAAGUGUGGGUUAACGGAGCGAGAACAGCAGGACGUAAAGCAGGAAGUCAACAAGGAGCUGACCAAGUCAAACAUACCGUGUGAUCAAGAAAAUACUCAAGUUGACACAUGUACAGCCGCCAGUAGAGAAUGUGGCAAGACGUUUAUCCAGGCUGCUACCAGAGAUAAUCAGGUGAAACAAGACGCAGAUCUGUGCCAACACCUGGAAGAUUUUGUUCACUGCAGGUUGAUGGCACCAUGUAGUAAAAACACGCAAGAAAAAUUUAUUUCUGACACAUCUUCGCAAAUUCAAGCUCUGAGUCCUAAUUGUGAAAUCAGCUACAAAAUAGUGAAUCCAAACUCGGAAGAAAGUUUGUCGUCAGACAAUGCACACAAUGGUGUAGCGGUUUUUUCAAUUCAGAUUUUGUAUCUGCUGUGUUUGGUGCUGCUGGUUUGUUGUUAGAUACACGGUCUCAUGAUUGGUACUAUCAUUAUAGGUCACAUGACUCAAAACUAGGUCACAUGACUAAACAGAUAGGUCAUAUGACAAAAAUAGGUCACGUUACUAAAAAAAUAGGUUACGUGAUUAAACAGAUAGGUCACGUGACUAAACAGAUAGGUCACACGUCCGAACCGAUCUAUAGCAUGAAACGACACAUAUAUCACGUGAAAAUAUGUCACAUGACCCAACAGAUAGGUCACAUGACCCAAGAGUAGGUCACAUGACCCAAUAGAUAGGUCACAUGACCAAACAGAUAGGUCACAUGACCCAAGAGAUAGGUCACAUGACCAAACAUCUAAGCCUUAACGUACUAACAUAGUCUCAAUCAGUCGUGAAUGCUAGAGUCAUUACAUUCCUGUUGCUUGGCGGUUCAAAUCUGUUUUGUGAUAAGUUCUUAUCGUACUCUCUGCCUGAAUGUGAUAAUUUCUUAUUAUACUGUCUGAUUUCAUGUGAUAAUUUCUUAUCAUACUGUCUGCUUGAAUGUGAUAAUUUCUUAUCAUACUGUCUGCUUGAAUGUGAUAAUUUCUUAUCAUACUGUCUGCUUGUAUGUGAUAAUUUCUUAUCAUACUGUCUGCUUGUAUGUGAUAAUUUCUUAUCAUACUGUCUGCUUGAAUGUGAUAAUUUUUUAUCAUACUGUCUGCUUUAGUGUGAUUGUCUUUACUCUGUCUAGUUUUCAUGGCUAAAAUGAAGUUUUUUUUUAAAUUUAAACAUGGAAAAUCAUAUCGACUAAAUUUAGAGUAGAAAUACAGCAAAACAAUUAGCCUGAAAUGGAAAAUAAACUCCAAGUGGAUAGUAUAUUCGGAGACCUAGUAUAACUGUAACAUCAAAAUAAAUAACAAUAAAACAGAGCCUAUGAGAAUUACUCACGACAUUUUGAAAACAAAGGAUUAGUAUUUUAAACUAUAGCAAUCCAUUUCUAUAUAAUCAAAAAAUAGUGAGAUGGAUAUGUUUCAGCGGCUAUAGUAAUAAUUUAAAAUACUAUUAAAAUAUAUUUAUAUAACAUCUAUUCUUUUGUGAGUGAAAUUGUGCAGGUGUGUCUGCGAUACCGCGCUAUCGUAAAGCGUGACAGGUCACACAGUAAUAGUUUUUUCACGGAAAGAUUUUUGUCGUUGUCUGUUUGUCUGUUUGUCUGUUUUUCAUGCUUAUCUGCCAUCGUUCUGGUAUAAUGUCAUUAAUUAAACAAUACUUCAUGUGUUUACAAUCAACAUGACUGUGAUAGAUGUUAUUAUAACAUUAUAUGUAUAUAUAUAUAUAUAUAUAUAUAUAUAUAUAUAUAUAUAUAUAUAUAUAUAUAUAUAUAUAUAUAUAUAUAUAUAUAUAGGCUGUAAAAAUUAAAUGUAUGCAAUGAAUGUGUUUAUCCUUUAACUUUGCCGGUGAUCCUUAUCUCUAAUAAAGAAUGACUAAAGA
Physella acuta is the source of this 2609-nucleotide messenger RNA. RefSeq lists its product as uncharacterized. The record is from RefSeq and is a predicted model, not a curated record. NCBI's taxonomy places the organism in Eukaryota, Metazoa, Mollusca, Gastropoda, Physidae.